Molecule: messenger RNA, 1059 nt
Organism: Labeo rohita (rohu)
Lineage: Eukaryota; Metazoa; Chordata; Actinopteri; Cypriniformes; Cyprinidae
Exons: 4
Coding region: 1-1059 (352 amino acids)
Source: RefSeq, a predicted model, not a curated record
AUGGAGGGAGAUGCAGUCACUCUAAGCACUGAUGUUACUGAUACACAGACAGAUGAUCUGAUCAUGUGGAAAUUUGGAACUAAAAAGACUCUCAUAGUUAAAAUCAACAAAGCGACCAAUGAGAUAUCAAUAAAGGAUCAUGUUCUUGAUGGGAAAUUCAGAAGCAGACUGAAGGUGGACAGUAAGACUACAUCUCUGGCCAUCACAAACACCAGAAUCACAGACUCUGGACUAUAUGAAGUGACCAUCAGUGGCAACACAGAGACUGAAACCAGAUUUAAUGUUACUGUCUACAAUGCAGUGACAUUAGUAUCAGUGCUGGAGGGAGAUUCAGUCACUUUAAACACUGGUGUUACUGAAAUGAUGGAUUAUGAUCUGAUUCUGUGGAGGUUUGGAACUGAAAACACUGUAAUAGCUGAAAUCAAUGUACUGGCCAACAGAAUCACUGUGUAUGAUGAUGUUCUUGAUGGGAGAUUCAGAGACAGACUGAAGCUGGAUGAUCAAACUGGAUCUCUGACCAUCAAAAACAUCACAACUCAACAUGCUGGACUCUAUAAACUACUGACCAACAGUGUGAGAAAGAAUUUCAGUCUCACUCUCUAUGGGGAGAUAAAAAUGUCUCGUCUGCCUGUUCCUGUCAUCAGCAGUAACUCUUCACAAUGUUCAUCAUCAUCAUCAUCAUCAUCAUCAUCAUCACAGCAGAAUUGUUCAUUGAUGUGUUCAGUGCUGAAUGUGAGUCGUGUGACUCUCUCCUGGUACAAAGGAAACAGUUCAUUGUCCAGCAUCAGUGUGUCUGAUUUCAGCAUCAGUCUCUCUCUACCUCUGGAGGUGGAAUAUCAGGAUAAAAACACCUACAGCUGUGUGAUCAACAAUCCCAUCAUCAACCAGACCACACAUCUGGACAUCAGCAAACUCUGUCACACAUGUGCAGAGGUUCACGCCAGUUGUUGUGAUACUGCUGAAGCUGUGAUCCGAUUGGUCGUCACUGUUCUGAUGGGUGUGGCUGCUGCGGCUGCUGUUGUUCUUCUGGUCAAUGACGUCAGAUCUACAAGAGGUUAA